GAAAAGUUGCAAUAUCAUCUCUUCUUCCUCUUUCACUUUCUCUCUCUUGUUCCUUCUUCUUCCUCUCCAAAUCAAACCCAAAUCUGGGUUUUUCUCAAACCUAAAUAACUCCUCCGACACCACUGAAACACAACAAAAGAGAAACUAAAUCACAAUCCAACAAAAAAACCUCAAAUACACGCAUUCGAAUUUCACCAAAUCAAGACAAAUCACGUGGAUGCGAAUAAAUCAAAAAGAAACAGUACCGAACCACUGGAGACUCAAUCUGUAGCAAACCAUAACCCAAAAUGCUAGCGAAAUCAGCACAGAAACCAGCGAGAACUGAUUUAAAGAGAACCAAAAAUUCUAGUUCCAUCAAGACAAAGAAAGUAGCAGAAUCAAGACCAAGAAUUAACCAUAAAAGUUCAAAAAAACAGAACAAAAAUUUUUGUUUCUCAUGCGUUCUUGAGAGAAACAGAGAUUCUCCACAAACAACCACAAACAAUUGCUCCAUAAAAGAAACAAAGAAACAAAACCAAAAACAAAAGAAGUCGACCUUGGUGGAGAGACAAGCACCCGAGGCAAUGGCAACGGUUGUGACGGCGACGUGAGUGAUGGUGGAGGUGAUGGCGCCAUGGAUAGCGAGGAUAACACCGGAAGAAGCAGCAGUGAUGGCGUUUAAAGAAACAGAAAUUGUGAAUCUGCUUCUGCUUCAUUAUCUAAGCUGGGAGACACCCAGAUCUGGGUUUGAGAACUGGGUUUUUCUCAAACCCAGAUCUGGGUUUUUUUCAAACAUGCAUAAAGAAAAGCACACGAACAUUCAUAGAAGCUGUGCAGUUGGGGCAUGUACGUCGGAAAAACCGUAUCCAAAGCAAAAUUACCGAACACCUAGAUACUCUGAGCUCUCAACAGACAAUUUUGUCUCUCCAAUCCCCAUCUCCUUUCCAGUUUUCCCCGUUGUUUCGAUCACUGAUACCUCAGCGAUGGCUCUGCAAUUAUGGGAGACUCUGAAGGAGGCGAUACCAGCCUACACGGGUCUCUCUCCGGCUACUUUCUUCACCGUCCUCGCCGUGUUUUGGGCCAUAUACUACGUAAUAACGGGGCUCUUUGGGUCCUCUAAUGCUCCCCAGCCGCGGUCCAGGACCUUGGAAGAGCAGACGCAGCCGCUUCCUCCACCGGUCCAGCUCGGCGAGAUCACUGAGGAGGAGCUCAAGCAGUACGAUGGCUUGGAUCCUGAGAAGCCCCUCCUCAUGGCCAUCAAGGGUCAGAUCUAUGAUGUUUCUCAAAGCAGGAUGUUUUAUGGACCUGGUGGGCCUUAUGCAUUAUUUGCUGGGAAGGAUGCCAGCAGAGCUCUGGCAAAGAUGUCCUUUGAAGAAAAUGAUUUAACUGGGGAUAUAUCUGGUCUUGGUCCAUUUGAAUUAGAUGCCCUACAGGAUUGGGAAUACAAGUUCAUGACCAAGUAUGCGAAGGUUGGAACUAUAAAGCAAACCAUUCCAGUAAGUGAUGGGGAUGCCAGUGGUGAAGCUGUUGAAGUUAAAGAAGAACAGGAUGCCGAAAAACCUGCUGCAGUUACAGAAGAACAGGAUGCUGAAAAAUCUGCCGAAGUUAAAGAAGAACAGAAUGCUGAAAAACCUGCUGAAGUUAAAGAAAAGGAUGGUGAACAACCUGCUGAAGGUAAAGAAAAUGAUGUAGAAAACCCUGCUGAAGGUAAAGAACGGGAUGCAGAAAAGCCUGCUGAAGGUAGAGAACAGGAUGAUAAAAAGCUUGCUGAAGAUGGUCCAUAGGCGGCUGCUAGAUCAGAGGAGACCCGUUCAGUUGCCAAUGCUCAGAAAGGGUAAUGAUGAUUGGCAGAAGAGUUGCUUUUACGUUUUGAUUAAUAACACUUUUAAUCAAAGAUGCCUACUUGUCAGGAGGGAUAGAGUGCUGUUGUUUGGGUGUGUCUAUCUUCUUAAAUAUUAUUUCAGAUAUAAAGUUAUAAAGUUUUCUUUCUUAGUAUAGAAUAGUUAUGUAUCAAACUUGUUCAUCUCAUAAAAAAUAAAUUGGGAAUAAUAAAAGUUAUUAAUUCUA
Molecule: messenger RNA, 2046 nt
Organism: Rubroshorea leprosula
Lineage: Eukaryota; Viridiplantae; Streptophyta; Magnoliopsida; Malvales; Dipterocarpaceae
Source: the annotation of a GenBank genome assembly